CAGAUUCUUUUUCACGCAUGCGCAAAAACAUAAACAGCUUAGUGAAGCCGCUGUAAGAAGAAGUAGUGCGGUUCUCGUUCCUGGGUUGUGUUCGCUGCUUUCCAUGUUAUGGUUCGGCUUCGGGUUCAGAGGAUUCGGGCAAGUGGGAGAAGGGGAGGGGCAGACCUUACCCGGGCCCGAACCGGUACACAUUAGAGGGUCAGACCCGGAGCGGAGGAAGAUCCUCAGAGCGGCUCCCUCCUGGAGUUACUCGGCUUUGGUGACAGAUGACGGCUCUUUGUUUUUGUCCGGAUUCCUUGGUGGAUCUCCCCGGCAGUGUCUCGGUCUCAGCGGCCUGGAUUGUCGGGAUGUCCUCCCAUCAGAGAAAUACAUCAUCGUUCUAAUGAAGGACAGGGUGGAGUGCUGGAACACCAACUCCCUACAUCCCCCCGAUGGAACGCUGCCAGAGCCCAUGUGGAAAAUGGAGGUGUCCCCUGGAGAUAAAUCCGUCUUCCCCUUGGUGGGCAAUGGAUACGUAUCACACCAACCUCCAUUCUUCAGGGAGCUCCCCACCCCGGUCCAGGCUCAGAGGAUUGCACUGGGGAACGAGCACAUUGUACUGCUGACCACUGAUGGGAAAAUAAUGACCUGGGGGGCCGGCAGACAUGGACAGCUGGGACACGGAGAUGUAGAAGAUGUCUGGGAACCUCGUAUAGUGGAAGCUUUACAUGGGGUACCAAUGAAGGAAGUGGCAGCUGGAGGAUGGCAUUCUGCCAGUAUCAGUGAAGGUGGAGACAUUUAUUGCUGGGGAUGGAAUGAAUCUGGCCAGCUUGGGCUCCCAUCAAAGACACAAGCACAAGAGAGAAUGAUCCUUCGGGAUGUGAGUGCAGAGGAUGAGGAUGAUGAGGACAGUGGAUAUAUUGCAGUCCAGUCCUUCCCAGCAUUGAUUGACCUCCCUCAGGAAUCAGAAGCUUCAAAGAUAAGCUGUGGGUCCCGUCACACGGCUGCAGUAACACGUUCUGGCGAGUUGUACACCUGGGGGUGGGGAAGAUAUGGCCAACUUGGCCAUGGAGAUCUGAAGAGCUUGGAUCAUCCAAAACGUGUGAAUUUUUUUCCCCCCAAAAAGUUUUGUGUUAUAGAUGUGAUAUGUAGACAUUGGAAUACGUAUGUGUUGUGCCAGGAUGCUGAAUAAAUAUUUUAGUUUAUCA
Molecule: messenger RNA, 1187 nt
Organism: Rana temporaria (common frog)
Lineage: Eukaryota; Metazoa; Chordata; Amphibia; Anura; Ranidae
Gene: RCCD1
Product: RCC1 domain containing 1
Exons: 8
Coding region: 104-1171 (355 amino acids)
Source: RefSeq, a predicted model, not a curated record